AUGAAUUACGGGAAAGUCUGUGAUCCUGGUGUGUUUGUGUCUGUGUGCUAUUUCCAAGCAGAAGGCACCCUCCCUAAUGGGCUGGAUCCCGUAGCAGAAACGGCCAUUCGGCAGCUAACCGAGUCGGCCAGUAAGGUCCCCAUUACUGAAGAUGACUCAGCCUUAUCAGUGGGCUACGCUGCAGCAAUGGAUGCAGCCCUACAGGGGGCGCAUUCUCCCAGCGGAGCCCCGAACCACCACGGAGCAUCUGCUCAUCAGGAAGCAGACGAGACUACGCCAUCUGACGUGUCAGAGCGACCAUCCGUGGAUGACGUGGAGUCGGAGACAGGAUCGACCGGAGCACUGGAGACGCGUAGCCUCAAAGACCACAAAGUGGGAUUCCUCCGCAGUGGCACCAAGCUACUAUUCCGCAGGAAACGCAGAGAGAAAGACCCCAGUUUCAGUCAGUCCCACGAGGACGUCUCUAACCUGGGCAAUGACUCCUCCACAGCCUCCUGCUCCUCCACCAGCCGUAAAAAGUCUGGAAGCUUCUCUCGCCGCCUCAUCAAACGCUUUUCGUUCCGCUCGUCCAAGACAAAGGGCAAAUCCAGCACAGCCAAUGGAGGAUCCAGCACUACAGAUAACUAAAGGAGAAAUAGAGAGGAAGGACGAGUAAGAGAGACACGGUGCGGGCACCAGUCAAAUGAGUGUGGAAUUGGCUCCAAAUUUCUCCAGAACUAGUUAUUUAUGUUAUAUACCGAUUGUCUACAACCUAGUUGGGGUAACAUAAUACUUCAGACCACAUUGUACCCAGGAAGCCAGCCUUGUUUUGGUGUUUUUUUCUGACUGGAACAUCAUCAUUCAUCUGUGAUUAAGCUUUUCAGGUUAGAAAACGCCAAAAUAAUAAAAGGAUUUGACUAUUUAUGGAUGCAUUGCGAACCUAAUUAAUUUGAUAAAAUGGAUAAACGGCUGCUUUUGUGGAUAAUUAUGAGCGAACAAACUUGUGAAACUCAAAACGGUCUUGUCAUGCGGUUAUUGAGCACAAGGGGGCGACAUAGACCAAUUACUAUUGAUG
Molecule: messenger RNA, 1054 nt
Organism: Sinocyclocheilus rhinocerous
Lineage: Eukaryota; Metazoa; Chordata; Actinopteri; Cypriniformes; Cyprinidae
Product: C2 domain-containing protein 2-like
Exons: 3
Coding region: 1-627 (208 amino acids)
Biological process (GO): positive regulation of insulin secretion involved in cellular response to glucose stimulus
Cellular component (GO): cytoplasmic side of apical plasma membrane
Molecular function (GO): phosphatidylinositol transfer activity; phosphatidylinositol binding
Source: RefSeq, a predicted model, not a curated record